Rhopilema esculentum is the source of this 951-nucleotide messenger RNA. The record is from RefSeq and is a predicted model, not a curated record. NCBI's taxonomy places the organism in Eukaryota, Metazoa, Cnidaria, Scyphozoa, Rhizostomeae, Rhizostomatidae.
AUGCUGGAGCUUGUUCCUGUCCAGGCUAGUGCUGUUGCUGCUGCUGGGGAAGGUGCUGGAGGUGGUGCUUGUUCUUGUGCUGGACCCGUUGCUUUAGCUGGUGCUGGUGCUGGUGCUGGUGCUGGUGCCUGUGCCGUUGCUUUUGCUGAUGCUGGCGCUUGUGCCUUUCUGAAAAGGCUUGUGCUGGUGCUCGGCGCUUGUGCUGCUGGUGCUGGUGCUAGUGCUGGUGCCUGUGCCGUUGGUCUUGAUGAUGCUGGCGUUUUUGCCUGUCCUAAUGCCUCUACUAGUGCUGAAGCUGGUGCUGGUUUUGCUGCUGGUGCUGGUGCAUCUGCUGUUGCUGGUGCUGAUACUGUUGCUUCUGCUUGUGCCUGGGCUGGUGGCGGCUCUUGUACUGGUGCCUGUACUAGUACUGGAGCUAGUGCUGUUGCUGGUUCUGGUUCUGGUGCUGGUGCUGGUGCUUGUGCUGGUGUUGGUGGUGCUGGUGCCUGUACCGUUGCUUGUGAUUGUGCUGGUGUUUGUGCUGGUGCCUGUACCGUUGCUUGUGCUUGUGCAGAUGUUUGUGCUGGUGCUGGUGCCUGUGCUGGUGGUGAUGUUGAUGCUGGUGCUGGUGCUUGUGCUGGUGCUGGUGUUGGUGCUGUUGCUAGUGCUGAUGCUAAUACUUGUGCUUCACCCAGUUCUUGUGCUGGUGCUGGUGCUGGUGCUUCUGCUGGUGGUUGUGCUGGUGCUGGUGGUGGUGCUGGUGUUGGUGGUGGUGCUGAUGAUUAUGUUGGACCCGGUGCUUGGGCUGGUGAUGGUGCUGGUGCUGAUGUUGGUGCUGGUGCUUAUACUGGUGCCUGGGCCGGUACUGGCACUUGUGCUUGUUCCUGUAUUAGUGCUGGACCCUGGGCCGGUGCUUGUAGUGGUGCUGGUGAUGGUGUUGGAGCUCGUGGUAGUGCUGGUGCUUGCUCUUGA